GGAGAUGCUUGCAGCUGCAAAACAUUUCAAACUAAUUGCAGAUGGAGGCGCUCCAGCUCCAGGGAGACAUCAUCAGAAAACAGCAAGGUGGGUGUCUGUGACUCACCUGGAGAGUAAAACCAGCCCACUGGCUCCAAUUGCAGCCUGUCAGCUCAGAGUGAUCAGCUCCACAGACGACAUGUCUGCUCUUCGUCCUCGUUGUAAUAAUAAUAGUUCCACCUGGUCUGAUGGUCUCCAUUACGCGCCAUGAAUGUCUCAUGGAGUUUGCUGACGGUUUUGAGUUUGGUGCUUCACACCGAGUCCAGGUGCUCACCGACCUCCUACUACAAGAACUGCUGGAUCCGACGCUUCCCGGGCAUUUACAUCGACCUGGAGGAGUCUCAGAGGAGAGGAGCUCAGCUGCUGCAACACUACCAGGAGGAGACAGCUCUGAAAUGCAGCAGGACCUGCUGCCUCACCAGGAACUUUUCCUGUAAUCUGGCCAUAUUUCACUAUGACACCAGUCAUGAACACGUGAACUGCUUCCACCUUCACUGCCCGACUCUGGAGAGCUGCAUCCUCAGCCACAGAGGCAACGUUGUUCUCUACAACAUCACAAAGGGUGUGGAUCCUGACCUGUUAGUGUUUGGAAAGUACUUCACCUCCAACGUACGCCUGUUACCCCACCACUACAGUCGGGGCAACGCCUCGGAGCCGCUGCCCCCCGACAAACGCCAGUUCAUCCAUCCACCUCCGCCCGCUGCACUGCCUCUGACUGCAGCACCCACAGUUAAACCCCCCACCACAGUAAGCACAGUGCUCACCACGACUACUGCCACUACCACCUCCACUACCACCACUACGCUGCAGAGCACCAGUCAGCCUUCAACAGUUCCCACAACUCCAGCUCCGUUAUCUUCCACUCCAGAGAACCAUGCACAAACCACCUCCACCACUUCUCUUGCACCCAGCUUUACUACGCCUCCUCCAUCCAGCACAGCAACCACCCUCAGCCCUCACAAUCCCAACACCUUUUCUACCACAACUACACAACCCUCCACAUCCUCUCCCCAUCACCACACCACCAGCAUCUCUCAGCUGGCCACCAGCCCUCCCACUCCCACAGUGGAGAGCAGCAAGCAACACCCCAAUGAGACCAAGGGCAGCCUGGAGAGGAACCACACUGCAGGCAGUGAGGAAGAAGACCCGGGCGUCAGCGGAGCGGAGGACACCUUUGGGGGUUUGGGACCCGGGUGGCAUGUAGCCGCUCACACCUUGCUGGUUGCGGUGGCCGUCUGUGUCACGGUGCUGCUGAGCUGCUGCUGCUCCGUCCUGCUGGUGGUGAGCUGGAGGGGUCAGAGGAAGAGGAUGGGACGCUACCGGACAUCGUGGAGAGGGAAACGAGGCUCCAUGCGUCUUAUAAAGUACGUGCUGGUCAGAGAAAACUCCUGAACGUACUGAAAGUAAGGACAAGAGAAACAAGAUGGACUUUUCUCUUUUUGUUUACAGUAAAGUUUUAAAUGAAAGAAUCCAGGGUGAAGAGACAUUUCAUAUAUUUUUGUAAAAUCAUUUUCACAUACUGGAUUACUUUAAUAGCACGGACAUUGCUUUAUUUUAAGCAUGAUGAAAAUGUCAACUGAUGAAGUUGCAAUUCUGUACAUUUAAGGUGAGACCCUACAGGCAGGUUUUGGGCUAGUAGUGAGAAAACAUCAAAAAUACACAUUUAGGUGUUUAUUUUACUACUUUAUCUAUUUGCUUCUGUAGGUUUCUCCUAAAUUCACCAAAUUGAGCAUUACACAUUUGCAUAUUUAAACAUAACAU
Messenger RNA from Sebastes umbrosus (honeycomb rockfish), 1800 nucleotides. RefSeq names its product MANSC domain-containing protein 4-like. The record is from RefSeq and is a predicted model, not a curated record. The coding region runs from base 247 to 1431 and encodes 394 amino acids. The transcript has 4 exons. NCBI's taxonomy places the organism in Eukaryota, Metazoa, Chordata, Actinopteri, Perciformes, Sebastidae.